UCCAUCAUCAGUCGAAGAGUGGCACCUCCUCCGGCUGGUGAUUCAUCAGAAAAUCAGUUCUCGUUUGUGAUUCCCAUUCUGGUGGAGCGAAGAAAGUUGUCUUCGAACAUGUUAAUUGUGACUCGCGUCAAGUGUGUGGGCAGUCGAUUUCUUUUAACGGUCUAACAUUGGCUUUGGCUAAGAGUGUGGCUUUGAUUUUGGCCAAGAAAACGAAAGCCUAUUAUACUGUUUGUUGUUUGAAAUUGUUUAUAUUUAUUUUUUUUAGUUAAUGAAUAAUAAAUAAAAAAUAUGUGGCCCGAAAAGAAGGCAACUCUUCUCCUAAUCAGCUUCAUAGUGCUGCCAGGAAGUGAUUCCUUUCGACGCAAUUUCGAGGCACGUCAGAGCACCAACUCUAAUAUUCCCCUUUGGAAACAAAGGGCCUGUGAAAAAUCCCAAAAACAAAAGCAAAACGUUCAUUAUAUCUGCGAUGAGAAGGGCGACUUCAAGUGCCUUCCCGGCUGGCAGGGAGAUCUCUGCCAGGUGCCGAUGUGCCGGCGAGGAUGUGAUCCCAUGAACGGCUACUGCCAGCGACCAGGAGAGUGCCGGUGCCGCAUCGGCUAUAGCGGGGAGAUGUGCGAUCAGUGCAUCCCCCUGCCGGGCUGUCAGCACGGCGGGUGCACCAAGCCCUUCGAAUGCAUCUGCAAGCCAGGAUGGGCGGGUCUCUUCUGCACAGAACCCACCUGUCGGAGUGGCUGCCACAGCACGCGAGGCUACUGCGAGGCACCGGGAGAGUGUCGCUGCCGCAUCGGUUAUGGAGGACGCACCUGCACCGAAUGUGCCACCAUGCCGGGCUGCCAGCACGGAACCUGCAACAAGCCGCUGGAGUGUCUCUGCCUACCUGGCUAUACGGGCCUGCUGUGCCAGACACCCCUUUGCGAUCCGGAUUGCAGCAAACAGCACGGCUACUGCCGUAAACCUGGAGAGUGCCGCUGCAAAGUGGGCUGGACGGGUAGCCAGUGCGACAAAUGCUUCCCAUAUCCGGGAUGUGCCAAUGGAGAUUGUGAGGCGCCGUGGGAGUGCAACUGCCACCCGGGAUGGGGUGGAAUGCUUUGCGACGAGAAGCUCAACUACUGCCUGGAUCAUCCGGAGACGUGUGAAAAUGAGGGAAAAUGCAUAUCCCUUAGCCGGGAGGAUGGUAGCUAUCGUUGCCAGUGCCGGCAGGGGUAUCUGGGCAAGAACUGUGAGAUUCGGGAUGACUUUUUGUUGACCUCGGUGGCGCCGCCGCGUAUCACACCGCCCACUCCGCCCACACCCACUGCCACAGCAGACUCUGAUUUGAAUUUGGAGGGAACAGGUGUUGUGGAAAAGUUGCCGGCGGGAGCUAACGAGCCGGAGCCGGUGCCGAAGCCGGAGACGGAGACGGAGCCGGAGAGCCGGACAAAUGAUACCACAACUGUGACGCAGGCCACAGGCAACGUGACGACCAUGGUGGUGGCCUCGUUGGCGCUGGCAACUGGAGCUGGCAGCCACAAUGCGACUAAUGAAGCGUUAAGCGCCAUCACAACUGCUGCUCCGCCUCCCCCAUCGCCACCCCUGCAGCCAGGGCGCUCCACCAUAAAAGGGAACGCAACAAGUGUGGCUGGACCAGCAUUACCCCCAUCAUCAGGACUUCAGGAGUUGCCAACAAAGGCAACACUAGUGGCAACAUCUGCAUCCUCCGUGGCACUCAACAACAAGGAUAAACAGCCAGCGGCGUCGGCGGCGGCGGUGGUGGAGGAGGAGGAGGAGGAUGACGACGAGGAUGAGGACGACGAGGAGGAGGACGAGGAGUACGAGGAGGAGGACGAGGACGAGGACGACGAGGAGGACGACAGCGAUCAACUUAUACCAAAUAUAAUAUAG
Drosophila bipectinata is the source of this 1881-nucleotide messenger RNA. It is a transcript of the gene C901, whose product is annotated as C901. NCBI's taxonomy places the organism in Eukaryota, Metazoa, Arthropoda, Insecta, Diptera, Drosophilidae. Gene Ontology annotation, biological process: cell communication. Gene Ontology annotation, cellular component: membrane. The record is from RefSeq and is a predicted model, not a curated record. Gene Ontology annotation, molecular function: calcium ion binding; Notch binding.